Nothoprocta perdicaria is the source of this 2714-nucleotide messenger RNA. It is a transcript of the gene HADHA, whose product is annotated as hydroxyacyl-CoA dehydrogenase trifunctional multienzyme complex subunit alpha. The transcript is spliced from 20 exons. The record is from RefSeq and is a predicted model, not a curated record. The coding region runs from base 1 to 2379 and encodes 792 amino acids. Gene Ontology annotation, cellular component: mitochondrion; mitochondrial fatty acid beta-oxidation multienzyme complex. Lineage: Eukaryota; Metazoa; Chordata; Aves; Tinamiformes; Tinamidae. Gene Ontology annotation, molecular function: NAD+ binding; long-chain (3S)-3-hydroxyacyl-CoA dehydrogenase (NAD+) activity; enoyl-CoA hydratase activity. Gene Ontology annotation, biological process: fatty acid beta-oxidation.
AUGGCGGCGGCGGUGCGCGCCAUGGGCAGCCUGGGCCGCUUGGCCGCGGCCACCAAGCGCUGCCCGCCCCGCGGCGCGCGGCACCAGGGUAAGCUGGGAUCACCUCGAGAAGCCCCUGAGAAGGCCUGUAACAUCUGCAACUUCUCUUCCUUAGGUUACGCUUGCCGCAGCUUCUCCAGCUCCAGUGCUCUUCAGGCCAGGACACAUGUUAGCUGUGAUAUCAAAGGAGAUGUUGCCGUUAUACGUUUCAACGAACCAAAUUCCAAGGUGAACACUCUAUCCAGGCAAUUGCAUGCAGAGUUUGCUGAUAUACUGAAUGAAUUCUGGGCUAAUGAAUCUAUCAAAAGUGCCGUCCUCAUCUCCUCGAAGCCAGGCACCUUUAUUGCUGGAGCAGAUCUCGGCAUGAUUGAAGCCUGCCAGACUGCUCAGGAAGUGGUUCAGCUCUCUCAGGACGCCCAGAAGCUGUUGGACAAAAUGGAGCGGUCUCCAAAGCCCAUCGUUGCUGCCAUCAAUGGCACCUGCGUGGGAGGAGGACUGGAGGUUGUCCUUGCCUGUCACUACAGAAUAGCAACGAAGGACAAGAGAACAGUGUUGGCCUCACCUGAGGUGUUACUGGGCAUCCUGCCAGGGGCAGGAGCCACUCAGAGGCUGCCAAAGAUGGUGGGAAUUCCUGCUGCCUUUGAUAUGAUGCUGACUGGGAGGAACAUCCGUGCCGACAGAGCAAAGAAGAUGGGUCUGGUUGACCAGUUGGUGGACCCCCUAGGGCCCGGUCUGAAAACUCCAGAAGCACGAACCAUGGAGUACUUGGAGGAAGUAGCAGUUGACUUUGCCAGAGGACUCGCCAACAAGACUGUGUCUACCAAAAAACCAAAGGGGUUAAUUCAGAAGAUAACAGAUUAUGCCAUGGCUAUUCCGCUCGUGAGGAAACAGAUCUACAGGACGGUGGAGAGCAAAGUUCAGAAGCAGACCAAAGGACUCUACCCUGCUCCUCUAAAAAUCAUUGAGGUUGUAAAGACUGGGCUUGAUCAGGGGAACGACGCCGGAUACUUCGCUGAAUCCCAGAAUUUUGGCCAGCUAGCAAUGACUAAAGAAUGCAAGGCGCUGCUUGGGCUUUACCGCGGGCAGGUGCAGUGCAAGAAGAACAAGUUUGGGGCACCGGUGCARGAGGUCAAGACCCUGGCUGUGCUGGGAGCAGGGCUCAUGGGAGCUGGAAUUGCACAAGUUUCGGUGGAUAAAGGACUGAAGACCAUUAUGAAGGACGCAACACAGCAAGGCUUAGACAGAGGACAGCAGCAGAUCUUCAAGGGGCUSAACAGCAAGGUGAAGAAGAAGAGUUUGACAGCGUUCGAGAGGGACUCGUUUCUCAGCAAACUGACAAGCCAGCUGGACUACAAAGGCUUUGAGAAAGCAGACAUGGUGAUUGAGGCUGUGUUCGAGGACAUCAACGUCAAGCACAAAGUGCUGAAGGAAGUGGAGGCUGUGAUCCCUGCUCACUGUAUCUUUGCCAGUAACACAUCUGCUCUCCCAAUCAGCAAAAUCGCUGCCGUUAGCAAGAGGCCAGAGAAGGUGGUGGGGAUGCACUACUUCUCCCCCGUGGACAAAAUGCAGCUGCUGGAGAUCAUCACCACAGACAAAACAUCCCAGGACACAGCUGCCUCUGUUGUUGCUCUUGGGCUCAAACAGGGCAAGAUUGUCAUCGUGGUAAAGGACGGGCCUGGUUUCUACACCACCAGGUGUCUGGGGCCAAUGCUGGCAGAAGUGAUCCGAGUUCUCCAGGAGGGCACCGAUCCAAAGAAAUUGGACGCCAUCUCCACGGCCUUCGGCUUCCCGGUGGGUGCCGUCACGCUCAUGGAUGAAGUGGGUGUGGAUGUGGCCGCACACGUGGCCGAGGACCUUGGCAAGGCCUUUGGCGAGCGGUUCGGAGGAGGCGGCGUCGAGUUGUUAAAUGCCAUGUUGGAAAAGGGCUUCCUAGGCCGCAAGGCAGGAAAAGGCUUUUAUAUUUACCAGGAGGGGGUGAAGAACAGGAGCGUGAAUUCGACCGUGGAAGAGCUCUUGAAGCGGUUCAAGGUGCAAGGCAAGCCUGAAGUCUGCACCGACGAGGACAUCCAGCUGCGCUUCGUGACGAGGUUUGUGAACGAGGCAGUCCUGUGCCUGCAGGAAGGCAUCCUCAGCAACCCCGUGGAGGGAGAUAUGGGGGCAGUGUUUGGCCUGGGCUUCCCGCCGUACCUGGGAGGUCCCUUCAGGUUCACAGACUCGUUCGGCGCCAGGCAGGUGGUGGACAAGAUGCGCAAGUACGAGGCCGUCUACGGCAGCCAGUUCACGCCGUGCCAGCUGCUCGUGGACUAUGCCAACGACCCGGGCAAGAAAUUCCACCCCUGAGAGCGGCCCGGCCCCGUGCCCACCAUGCACCAAGAGCCCCAGCUGGGCGCCCGGGCCCCGCGCUCGCUGUGGGCUCACCUGCAACGCACCUGGGGGAGGAAGGAGGCCAGCGCUGCAGUGCCUUGGCCUUGCAGUCCUUUCAAGUGCCUUACAGCUCCUGGGCCUGGGGCCCUUCCGUCCCUUCCCGCGGUGGAAGAGGGAAAUUCUUCUGCGUUCGCCCUUGUGUUGCACGCGGCMGAGCGCCCGCCACGCCAGGCAGCGGCCCCGUCCCUGCCAGGCUGCCUCCGAGGCCUUGCUUUCCAUAAGCCCUCCGCAACAAUAAACCUUCCUCUCCU